UGACCACUUACGUACGUAGCGCGCGCGAGUUAACUAGAAUUAGGAGACACGCUGUGAUGCCAUUACAUACAUAUAUAUACAUGCAUGAAAUCCACGUCCAUUUUCCACACUCAUUCAAAAUCCCUGCAAAUUAACGAAAGAUGUCACGCUUAAGCAUUCUGAUUCUCCUACUCAUAGUCCUAUCCUUCAGUUCCGCACUUUCAGAACUAUGCAACCCACGAGACAAACAAGUCCUUCUUAAAAUCAAGAAAGAGCUUGGCAACCCAACCACUCUUUCUUCAUGGCUCCCAACCACUGACUGUUGCAACAAUUGGGUAGGUGUCUCAUGUGACACCGUCACCCAAACAUACCGCGUCGACAACCUCGACCUCUCCGACCUUAACCUCCCCAAACCCUACUCUAUUCCUUUCUCCAUAGGUAACAUUCCCUACCUGGAGUUUCUUUCCAUCACCGGAACCCCCAACAUCAUUGGCACAAUACCCCCGACAAUCACCAAACUCACCAAGCUUCGUAAUCUCUAUAUCAAAUACACCAAUGUCUCUGGCCAGAUACCUCGUUUCUUGUCCCAAAUCAAAACCCUAGAAUUCCUCGACCUCUCCUACAACAAACUCUCUGGCAACCUCCCUGCCUGGCUCCCUUCUCUCCCCAACCUCGUAGGAAUCUCCUUCGACGGCAACCGCAUCUCCGGCGCCAUACCGGACUCCUUCGGCUACUUCCCGAAGUCGUUCGUGAUGUUGUCGCUCUCCCGCAACCGCCUCACCGGGAAGAUUCCGGCGACGUUGGCGAAGCUGGACGUGAAGUUUGUGUACUUGUCUAAGAACAUGCUGGAGGGUGACGCGUCAUUGUUGUUCGGGUCGGAGAAACACACGCGGCACAUGUAUCUGGGAAACAAUUCGUUUGCUUUUGAUUUGGGAAAACUAGGGUUGUCGAAGACCUUGGAGGGCUUGGAUCUUAGCCAUAAUCGUUUAUAUGGGACGCUACCUAAGGGACUUACGUCGCUUAAGGAUCUGUAUUAUUUGGAUGUGAGCUACAAUAAUCUAUGUGGAAAGAUUCCACGGGGUGGUAAAUUGCAAGAAUUUGAUGCAUCUACCUAUGCUCAUAACAAGUGCUUGUGUGGCUCUCCUCUUCCAAGCUGCAAACGGUUCUAGAGCUCAAUGGAGCAUAUAUAAGAACAUAGUUCACUUGUGCUUACGAGAAAAUUAAGGGUAUAAGAAUAAGAUAAAUUCUCUUAAUAAAUAAAGAGAAAUUCUUUAAUGUUCUUAAC
Glycine soja is the source of this 1264-nucleotide messenger RNA. RefSeq names its product polygalacturonase inhibitor 2-like. The record is from RefSeq and is a predicted model, not a curated record. NCBI's taxonomy places the organism in Eukaryota, Viridiplantae, Streptophyta, Magnoliopsida, Fabales, Fabaceae. The transcript has a single exon. Bases 141 to 1148 code for a protein of 335 amino acids. Gene Ontology annotation, molecular function: protein binding.